Molecule: messenger RNA, 1940 nt
Organism: Notodromas monacha
Lineage: Eukaryota; Metazoa; Arthropoda; Ostracoda; Podocopida; Cyprididae
Source: the annotation of a GenBank genome assembly
GAAGGGAAAAGAAAUUCGGAGUGUAAGCGAUUUUUUCUUUAAUGAUGCCUUGAAGUUGUUCAUUUUUGUGUGACGCGCUUUGUGUUGAUUCCGUGGCGUGUUGAGAGGCGGAAGUAAGACGAAAAAAGAAAGGAAGAAAUGAGUCGGUUCAGGAUCCGACUGAGUCUCGGGAGUGCGUUAGUGUUCAGAAGCACGACGCUUUUGCAGCCAGGUUGCGGACACAGUGCAUUCGUCGUCCGAUCCACGCCGACCCUUUUCGAUUCGGAGGAGAGUCGAGAGCGGCGCCGUUGUGGGUGGAAAGUGUGGCAAUGCGGGUUCGCUGUUGGCGAUGCUGCUUUGCCGGUGAAGGAGGCCAAGGGGAAGGAAGCACCGGAUCCUGUGAACACUAGUGCUACGGAAACCGUUGGUUCGAAGGUUAAGAAGAAAAAAAUGAUGGAGGCCCUUCCGAGUACGUCGGUUGAUCGAAAUUUCAUCACUGCCAUUCGAGCAAUGUCGGAUUUCCUCUUGAAACCGUCCGAUUUGGAAGGUCUAAGGAAGACCCGUCGAAGAAGUCCGUUCGAACUUGAACCGCCUAUUGUUGUUUUUUGGAGGAAAGAUGUCGAGGAACGGGCGAAGAAUGUCUGGGGAGACAUGAAGAAGAUCGAUGAGGAGCGACUGAAGCGUUCCAGAGAUUAUGCCUUGAGGAAAAAAAACCUGUUUCAUCUCAAGCGGAUGCUCAAAGAAUACCAGUCUGGCGGUGCUGGGGAUGGAACCAAACAAGGUCCGACGCACGCCUUGGAGAAAGUCCGUGGCUCGAAACGAGUAGUAUUUACUGCAAUUGCAAUAAACGGUUUGAAUUGCGUGUUCAAAGCAGUGGCUUGGCUGUACACGGGGUCUUACAGUUUGUUUUCUGAGGCUCUGCAUUCGUUGGCCGACACGCUGAACCAGUGCAUUCUCGCCGUCGGAAUUUACCAGUCAGAAAGAAAAGCGGAUACAAUUCAUCCAUAUGGGUACACUAAUGCGAAGUACGUCGCAUCCCUCAUUUCUGGAGUGGGUAUAUUUUGCCUUGGCGCCGGAUUAUCGUUCUAUCAUGGGAUUGAAGGGCUUUAUCAUCCGCAUUCUGUGGAGAACAUGUUCUGGGCCUACCUCGUCCUCGGAGGCUCGAUGAUUGCCGAAGGAGGAACAUUGAUCAUGGCGAUCAAAUCAAUCAGCAAAGGCGCCAAAGAGCACGGUGUGAAAUUCAUUGAUUACGUUCUUGAAGCUAGAGACCCCACGGUAAACGUGGUGCUCUUGGAAGAUGCGGCUGCUGUACUGGGAGUUGUCAUUGCCGCCUCCUGUAUGGGACUGACCUCACUCACUGGUUCUCAUAUCCCAGAUGCGAUGGGCUCGCUUUUUGUGGGAUCCCUUCUUGGCGCUGUGGCCAUGUUCAUUAUCAAGACCAACUCCAACGCCCUCGUGGGUCGAUCGAUCUCGCCCGAGAAGAUAGUUGAAAUCAACCAGGUGCUGGAAGAGGACGUAAUGGUUCGUGCGAUCCACGAUGUUAAAGGCAUUGACAUGGGCAAUGAUUUGGUGCGAUACAAAGCGGAGGUGGACAUUGACGGCCGCCAGUUGACCCGCCGUUACUUGAAUUCUCAGGAUCUCGAACGAUUUUUUGAGGAAGUGCAGCAAAUGAAGACCAUUGAAGAGCUGGACACAUUCUUGCUAAAACACGGGGAAAACAUUGUGGAUUUGCUGGGUGCUGAGAUCGACAGGAUUGAGCAGAAAUUGAAGGCAAGAUUUCCAGAACUUCGUCAUGUCGACUUGGAAGUGCUUUGAAUACUAGCAGGAUGUGAUAGACGAGGGAUUCUUUUUUUUAAAUCUUAUAAUGAUUCUUCGGCAUCUUCUCAAGUUGUCCUGGAUUAUGUUUUGUGAUACAAACCAGAAUUACGACACAAAAAAUAAAACAGACGCAAAAGUUGAAA